GACAACGGAACUGUAGUUGAGAGUCGUUCGCGUCUAAAUUAAGACCGAGUUACGGCCUCGCGAUGCGCGCGCGCAUACUCUCCGUUCGCUCAAUAAAAACCAAACGUAGCACGUAUUAUAUUUUUUCUUAUCCCGAUUUUUAUCCCGUACCCGGGUGACGAUUAUCCGGGACAGCGGAUAUCAUGUUUUUGAUGUGAAAACGACGUAAAAUUCAAAUUUUACGAACUGCAAGAUAACCCCUACAAUAUGAAGUUCACUAUUGACGUUUUGGGAAUAUUUUUGAAAGUAGUCGUUAGGGUAAACAAAUCGACCUUCGCACCUCUUGUGGUGUCUACACUCUUUAUCCUACUAACGUCUUUACUUGCACACUGCGCGAGGCGCUUGGUACAGAAGUCGAUAAAGGAGCCGUUUGUGAGGUUACUUCUAGAAGAGGCGAUAGCUGCUGCGGAACUCUGUGGAUGCUGCUUUGAACUUAUCAUUGUUGCGGAUAACUUUGGCGUGGCCACAUAUGCUAUUUUCCUGUUUGCUCUCACGAUCUGGUGGUCAUUGAACUGGGGUGAAGCGACAGCUUGUCCUUACACCCACAUCGAGGAUGUAAUUGAAGGCAAGGGCGAUAUACGAAAAGCUUUGUUGAAGACUUGGGCGGAAUUAACAGGUGGACUGUUAGUUUUUAAAUAUGUUCAAAUGUACUGGGCAUUGGAAAUAUCAGAGACGCACAAAAAUAAGGCCUUUGAAGACUGCACGGCUGAUCUACAGGUACCAGUUUUAUACGGAGUCAUCAUUGAAGGCAUAGCGACAUGUAUGUGCAGAUUGGCUUCAAGAUCUCUUAGUGACAGCAAUCCAAGAUUCGCCACAGCCAUCGACUCCUUCAUCGGAACUUCUCUUGUCGUCGCCGGGGUCCUCUAUAGGCAAACGGUACUGACCUACCAAUAUGAGGAAAGUAGUGCUAACGCGGACCUCAGUGUAUCUGUCUAUUGCAAAGUCCAUGUAGGAAAAGCUUUCGACUACUCCGGAGGUUACUUCAACCCGGUAUUGGCAACAUCACUGAAAGCCGGUUGCGAAGGUCACACCUUGAUGGAGCACGCGUUAGUUUACUGGCUCGGCGCAUGCGCGGGAUCUGUACUAUCUGUGUAUGUUUACAAGUUGCCGGUAAUUCAGAAGUAUGUCAGAGGUACAACGGAAGUUAAUGGUGACAGUAUCUGGGCGGAUAAAGAAGAUUAAUUGAAUUUAUUUAUACAAAUAUUUAUAUGGACUUUUUUAUUUUUUAUUAUCUAGUAUGGAAUAUUUAUUUUUUAUGUUUAUACGAAUUAUUUCUGUUUAAUUCAUUUUAACAGUAAGACCUAGUCAUAUUUUUAAGCUUGUUUCUAUUAUUUUACAAAUGUAUUAUUUACUUUUUUAAUAAAAUUUCUAUUACGAAUUUUGUUUCAAAGUUAUACCUAUUUGUUUUAAGAAUAUAAUAAGUGCUACGUUCUCAUGUUGUAAAUAAAAUACGACUUUAAUA
Melitaea cinxia (Glanville fritillary) is the source of this 1501-nucleotide messenger RNA. It is a transcript of the gene AQP, whose product is annotated as aquaporin-11. Lineage: Eukaryota; Metazoa; Arthropoda; Insecta; Lepidoptera; Nymphalidae. Gene Ontology annotation, molecular function: channel activity. The coding region runs from base 247 to 1221 and encodes 324 amino acids. The record is from RefSeq and is a predicted model, not a curated record. Gene Ontology annotation, cellular component: cytoplasm. The transcript has 8 exons.